Messenger RNA from Balaenoptera acutorostrata (minke whale), 1486 nucleotides. RefSeq names its product thiopurine S-methyltransferase (gene TPMT). The coding region runs from base 218 to 955 and encodes 245 amino acids. The transcript is spliced from 10 exons. NCBI's taxonomy places the organism in Eukaryota, Metazoa, Chordata, Mammalia, Artiodactyla, Balaenopteridae. Gene Ontology annotation, molecular function: thiopurine S-methyltransferase activity. The record is from RefSeq and is a predicted model, not a curated record.
AAUAGCCGGGCUGAGCCUGGGGCUUAGGAACCCAGCCGGCGAGGCCCGCGGCAGCGCCAGAACCAGCAGCAGGCGACGGACAGCGCACAAGGUGAGGAGGAAACCAGUGUUGGGAGUCCACCCAAGGAGAACUCAGGCGACCAAACUAGCACAUCCGCUAUUUCUGUGUAUGGGCAUUGGAGACAUUUGUUUCUGAGUCAAAGCUAUCUACAAAACCAUGGCUAAUACAAGAACAGUACUUGAUGUUGAAGAGUACCCCGACACUGAGGUACAGAAAAACCGAGUGCUAGCUCUGGAAGAAUGGCAAGAAAAGUGGGUGAAUCACAAAAUUGCAUUUCACCAAGAACGAGGACAUCAGCUAUUAAAGAAGCAUUUGGAUACUUUUCUUAAAGGCGAGAAACAACUGAGGGUAUUUUUUCCUCUUUGUGGAAAAGCAGUUGAGAUGAAAUGGUUUGCAGACCGAGGACACAGUGUAGUUGGUGUGGAAAUCAGUGAACUUGGGAUACGGGAAUUUUUUACGGAGCAGAAUCUUUCUUACUCAGAAGAACAAAUUAUGGAAAUUCCUGGAGCCAAAGUAUUCAAGAGUUCUUCAGGGAACAUCUCAUUGUACUGUUGCAGUCUUUUUGAUCUUCCCAGAGCAAAUAUUGGCAAAUUUGACAGAAUUUGGGAUAGAGGAGCAUUAGUCGCUAUUAAUCCAGGUGAUCGCAAACGCUAUGCAGAUAUAAUGUUGUCCCUAACAAGAACUGGGUUUCAGUACCUCUUGUCUGUUUUUUCUUACGAUCCAACUAAACAUGCAGGUCCACCAUUUUAUGUUCCAGAUGCUGAAAUUAAAACAUUGUUUGGUUCAGUGUGCGAUAUUCAUUGUCUGGAGAAGGUUGAUGCUUUUGAAGAACGACAUAAAAGUUGGGGAAUUGACUACCUUAUUGAAAAGUUAUAUCUAUUUAUAGAAAAGUAAAUGAGACGUAAAUAGAAGCAAGUAAUAUCAACAUGUUUUUGAGCAAUUGAAAAUUGUGCUAAGGCAUGAAAAUAUAAUAGAUGACUUUUGGAAAAAAAUUCUUCACAAAUCACAUCACAGAUCUUUGCUCAAAAAUGCUUAUAACUUUUUAGGAAAAAAAACCACGUACUUUGGAAAAGAGAGUGUGAUUGGGGGCGAAAGAUUAUACCUGUGUGUCUUACUUACAGAUUGCAAGAAUUUUUUGCAAUCAGCAUGUAUUACUUGUAUAAUUAAAGAAUAAAAGAGAAAUAUAAUGCAUAUAACUUAAAUAUAAUAGACAGAAACAUUGGCAUUCUUUAUGAAAUUUAGAACCAUUGGGUAAAUGUAACACUUUAAUGGGGUCCAAGGUAAAAGGUAGUGGUCUAAGACAUUAUAUAAAACAUUAAUUUUUACUAUAAACCCUCAUACUGUACUCAAUCCUAGCACUCCUUUUCACAUUUUUUCUCCUUAUAUAAUUUUAUAUGUGACAGAAUGAAGAAAUAAAUUUUUAAA